Molecule: messenger RNA, 1569 nt
Organism: Anas platyrhynchos (mallard)
Lineage: Eukaryota; Metazoa; Chordata; Aves; Anseriformes; Anatidae
Gene: PPP1R14D
Product: protein phosphatase 1 regulatory inhibitor subunit 14D
Biological process (GO): regulation of phosphorylation
Cellular component (GO): cytoplasm
Molecular function (GO): protein serine/threonine phosphatase inhibitor activity
Source: RefSeq, a predicted model, not a curated record
AGGAAGACUUCCUCCAGGUCCCUUUUGCCCAGCCAAGUGGCAUCACAGCUUGCAGUGACUUCCUGACAGCUGCUCCGUUCUGCCUGGCUGUAUCUGGGAACCGCUCCGUGUGUAACUAGCACUUGGGAGACAGCAGAUGCUAUUACAACAACCCCUCUCCCCUCCCUCCCUGCUCGUCAGCAGUGCUGGUUGUGAAACCCAAGAGCCUGCGCCCGGACGCUGCCCCAGCUACGUGCUGUCCCCCACCGUGCUCCCUGGCAUCACUGAUGCUGCCUGCCUUUGGUGAAAGCGAGGAGCUUGUGCCCUGAGCCACGAGCUGCAGGGAGAUACUGGUUAAGAGACAGAGGAGAGCGGCCCACGGGAAGGUGAGAUCCUGCAGGUGGAGAGGAGGAGGAGGAGGAGGAAGAAGCAGUGAGGAUGGCCAGGAACUCCGGCACACUGCCCCGGGUGACUUUCCAGACUCCAGAGAAACCUGGGGAGGAAUCAUCACACAGGAAACUGGGCAAGCUAACCAUAAAGUACAACCGCAAGGACCUACAGCGCUGGCUAGACCUGGAGGAAUGGGUGGAUGCCCAGCUGCAGGAGCUGUACCAGUACCCGCUGAGAGAGAAAACAGAGGCACAAGUUCAUGGACCUGAAAUUGAUCUUGAAGAUCUCCUGGAUGUCCCUAAUGAAGAACAGAAACUAAAACUACAGGAAAUCCUCCAUGAAUGCUCCAGCCCAACAGAGGACUUCAUUACAGAAUUGCUCAGUCGACUGAAAGGUCUCCGGAGAAUCACCAAUCCUCAGAAGAAAUUACCUCACCCAUAAGGGACACCAGCUUUGGUCACAAGGAAACAUGCAUCUUCCCCACAAAAAAAAAAUGGGAUCAGCAAGAUAACUUCAGAAUAUGCUUUGGACUUACUGUUAUUGAGACACAUCACCAAGUUUGUGAACUUUGUACCUGUGGUUUGAAGUUUCCACUCCUUCCACAUCUACGUGCACAGCAGGGAGCUACGUUGCAUAUUCGCUUGUUUCUUAAAUGGCAUUUUAACCGUGGGAACAGGACAAGACGUCGCUCCUUUAGUUUCUUCUAGGAAUUUCCAUGCUGGCUGGGGAGUACUGAAUACAAUUCUCAGCAGGUCAUCAAAACUUCUUCCACCCACUGCAAGGAAAACAAGGCACUGGUUAUCACUCAUUCAUCAACACAGAAAAUCAGUUACUGUGAAGCUGCACCCUGCUUCAAGUCUGGCUGGGACCUGACUGUGAUCUCCUACCUGUUACUACUACACCUAACUCUACAGGAUUGAACAUACUUUGUCUGAUUAAGCCUCUGUCAUUCACAAAGGUUGGACAGAAUAUACACAGUAGGAUUGAAGGAAAACAGCCAAGUGCAUCUGGUCAAUACUUAAGGGGAAGUUGGUGAAACAGCUGCUAAGGCUAAUGGAAGAGAUUGUGUUUCCUCUUUGUGGAAUUCAGGCUUGAUGAUUUACAAGUGUCUUCUGAAGGCCUGGGAAUUAUUUUCUCACCAUUUAAAAAGACGUUAAAAAUGCUUAUUUUGUAUAUUAAAACACAGAAAAUCAGCUAUAU